Messenger RNA from Pelobates fuscus (common spadefoot toad), 5113 nucleotides. It is a transcript of the gene ADGRA2, whose product is annotated as adhesion G protein-coupled receptor A2. Gene Ontology annotation, molecular function: G protein-coupled receptor activity; protein binding. The transcript is spliced from 19 exons. Gene Ontology annotation, cellular component: plasma membrane; Wnt signalosome. The coding region runs from base 237 to 4124 and encodes 1295 amino acids. Gene Ontology annotation, biological process: cell surface receptor signaling pathway; sprouting angiogenesis; positive regulation of canonical Wnt signaling pathway. The record is from RefSeq and is a predicted model, not a curated record. Lineage: Eukaryota; Metazoa; Chordata; Amphibia; Anura; Pelobatidae.
GCUGCGAUCCGCUAUCUCCCAUCAUAGAGCCAUUCUCCUAUGGGAUAAGAGCCGGGACCCCCUGUCAGCACAGCAUGCAGCCCCAGUGUGAGCCCAGCUGGGAGUGAUACCUGUAUCUCCCCACUGACAGACAGCGCUGGCUGGGGAUUUAAAGGGACCAUGUGCCCAGGACUGGCUGGCACCUCUCCCUCUUUGGCUGUGUAGAAUGGGCUGAGUGGGACCCAGUGCUGCCCAGCAUGCCCGGCUCCGUGCCCUCUCGCUGCCCCUGGGCUCUGCUUUUGCUCCUAUCCCUGGUGCCCUGGGCUCUCAACUGCCCCGUGCUGAUCCACAGCUGUAAGUGUGUCGCCGAGCGCCCCAAACCCGGGCUGGGCUCAGCUACUGCCCCCAGGAAGAAGGUGGUGUGCACCAACGAGGAGCUGCUGGAGGUGCCAGACCCUGCCCUGCUGCCCAACAGCACCGUCAGCCUAAUUUUGAGCAACAACAAAAUCAUGGUUUUGAAGAACAGCUCUUUUUAUGGACUUCAUGACCUUGAGAAACUAGACUUGAAAAACAACCUAAUCAGUCAGAUGGAGCCUGGAGCUUUCCUUGGACUGUCUGAGUUAAAACGGCUGGACAUCUCGAACAACAGAAUUGGCUGUGUGAAUCCUGCUGCCUUUCAAGGGCUAAGCAGCCUUACUCGCCUGAUCAUGUCUGGAAACAUCUUCUCCAGUCUCACUCCAGGGGUAUUUGAUGAAAUGCCCUCCCUGAAGUCCGUAGACUUUUCAACGGAGUACCUUACCUGCGACUGCCAUCUACGCUGGUUGGCAUCAUGGACAAGGAAUGGCUCAAAUCAAGUGUCAGACAGGACAUUGUGUGCUUAUCCAAGUUCUCUUAGAGACCGACCUUUGAGGAGUUUGGUGGAAAACCAGCUGAAUUGUGAAGGGACCCUUGAGCUUCAUACCCACUACUUAAUCCCAUCCCUGCGGCAAGUCGUCUUCCAGGGGGACCGUCUUCCCUUCCAAUGCACCGCAAGUUACUUAGGCAACAGCAGCCAGAUCAUCUGGUACCAUAAUGGGAAUCAGGUGGUGAGAGACGAUGAGCUUGGCAUCAUACUAGAAGAGACUAUAAUCCAUGAUUGCACCUUAAUUACCAGUGAACUCUUCCUCAACAACAUUCUUCUGUCAGCCAAUGGUGAGUGGGAGUGUAUUGUAUCUACCAAUCAUGGCAACGUCAGCAAGAAGGUAGAACUGGUGGUUCUGGAGAACUCGGCCUCAUACUGUCCAGCUGAGAGGCUGUCCAACAACAGAGGGGACUUUAGGUGGCCUCGAACAUUGGCUGGUAUAACAUCCUACCAACCCUGCCCGCCAUAUCCCUUUACUUCUAUCUCACUGAUUGAUUCAGGGAAGGAGAGAAAAGCCUCCCGCCACUGCAAUCGCACUGGGCACUGGGAAGAAGGAGAUUAUUCGAACUGUCAGUAUACCAAUGACAUCACCAACGUGCUUUACAAACUGGCCAAGAUGCACAUCAAUGCCUCCAAUGUACUAAGCUUGGCUGACCAGUUGCAGAAGUACACAGCUGAGGCUGCCAUGUUCUCUGACAUGAUGGAUGUAAUUUACGUGGCUCAGAUAAUGGAAAAGUUUGUUAAGUUGGUGGACAACGUUAAACAGUUGGCAGAGGUGAUGUUGGAGAUGGCCAGCAAUAUAAUGCAGGUAGAUGAUCACAUCCUAUGGAUGGCCCAGGUAGAAGACAAGGCCUGCAGCAGUAUUGUCCAGACAGUAGAGAAGAUUGCUGGACUAACACUUAGCAGCAACUCACAGGAUCUGUCUGUGAGCACACGCAAUAUUGCUUUAGAGGCCUACUUGAUUAAGCCAGACAGCUUUGUUGGUCUGAGCUGCACGGCCUACCAAAGAAGAGGUGGCCACCGACAGGAGACACACAGGAAAGAGCAGAAGGUAGACCCACAUACUGAACAACGGCUGAAAUUCCGCUGCACCACAGGACAAGCCAAUGUUUCCCUGCCCAACUUCCAUGUCAAGAACAGCCUUGCCCUAGCAUCUGUGCAGUUACCUCCUAGCCUCUUCAUGGCAACCUCCUCCCAAAGUUGCAAGUUACAGGUCUUAGCGUUCAGGAAUGGGAAGUUGUUCAGAAGUGUAGGAAACUCCUCUAGACUUGCAGAAGAUGGGAAAAGGCGCAGUAUCUCCACCCCUGUUAUAUAUGUUGGAACAAAAGAAUGUGGGAUUGGUAACAUUACUGACCCUGUAAAAGUUACUCUACGGCACUUGGUGAAGGGAUCUGAUCCUCUCCCAGCUCAGUGGAACUUCAAGUCUUUGGAAGGCUACGGCAGUUGGAGCUCGGAAGGUUGUCAACUUCUCUCAGAAGAGCCAAACAUAACCAGCAUGCAGUGCCACCAGCUCAAGAACUUUGCGAUCCUGACUGAGCUGAACACAUUUUCCCAAUCGACUCAAAAUGGCACUGAAGUUCUGCACCCUGUCAUCUACUCCUGCACUGCCAUCCUUCUCGUCUGCCUUUUCACCACCAUCAUUACAUAUAUAGUGAACCACAGCUCCAUCCAGAUAUCCAGAAAAGGAUGGCAUAUGCAGCUAAAUCUUUGUUUCCAUAUUGCAAUGACAUCAGCCGUAUUUGCUGGGGGAAUCAACCUGACCGGAUACCUUAUUGUAUGUCAAGCUGUCAGCAUUAUUCUCCAUUACUCUUCUUUGUCAACCUUGCUCUGGAUGGGUCUGAAGGCUAGAGUCAUUUACAAGGAGCUCACUCACAAACCUCAGCCACCGCAGGAUGGGGAAACCGUUCAGUCUCCUCAGAGGCCGAUGCUCAGGUUUUACCUGAUUGCUGGUGGAAUACCUUUGAUAAUUUGUGGAAUCACAGCUGCUGUGAACAUGAACAACUCAAGAGAGAACAGUCCUUACUGCUGUUUGGUAUGGAUGCCAAGCCUUGGUGCUUUUUAUGUCCCAGCUGCCCUUAUACUCCUCGUAACUUGGAUUUAUCUACUGUGCGCUGGAAUAAACUUAAAGCGGCAACCAACAGAACAGAAAGAUCUUCCGGAACCCGUUGAACCUCAGCAGCCACCUGGUGGCAUUAGCCACUUGUUGAGUGAUUCAAGCUCAAUAUCUGUCACCAUCAACUCUGCAUCCCCACCAGCAGAUGUAGACACAGUGUAUUCUCUGGCUGUACAGUUCUGGGCUCUAGUGAUUGUCCAUGUUCUGUAUAUUGUACUCUGGAUUUUUGGGGCUUUGGCUGUAUCACAGGAUUGGUAUUUCAAUAUAAUAUUCAGCUGCUUCUAUGGAGUCACAGCAGUUGCUCUAGGACUUUUCAUCUUCAUUCACCAUUGUGUACGACGAGAAGAUGUUCAGCGCUCCUGGUUUUCUUGCUGUCCAUCUCACACAGAACCUUUACCAAUGCAAGCAUAUGUCCACGCUGGGUCACCCGUAUAUGAUUCUCCUCAAGUCUACGCUGGAUGUAAUACAGAGGUGGCUAAUUCUGUAAAGUUGUCGUCCUCACCGAGUAGCAGCAGUAACUCUAAUAAUGGACCCUGUAAAAUCACAAACUUGCAGCUGGCCCAGAAUCAGGUGGAGAGCUGCUCACCCAAACCAGCCAGCUGUGAAGAUAGUGAACCUGCCAAUAACAAAAAUGUAACUGUACCCAGCAGGUACAUGAAUAACCUUCAUGGGCGCAGGAAUCAUAAGAGCAGAAGCAAACAGUACAGAGAGGGGAAACACCAUAGGUUAAAAGUCCUGCGUGGCCCCACUUCAGAACAGCCUUCUAGUGAGAGUGGCAGCAUCCAUAACAGCCAUUCAGAAAGCUACAACAGCAGGAAUAGCCCUUUAAACAAUGGAAGGACUGGGGGAGAAGCUAGGGAUCCAGAAGGAGGCUUGACUCAGUCUGAAGGGAGUGAUAGCAGUGGACACCCGACACAGGACUUUGCCAAGGCCCAGAGGAAAAGUGAAAGUCGUGACAACCUUAAACAAGCUAACAGCAUGGAAAGAGAGACCAAACGCAGAUCAUACCCACUUAACACUGCGAACCAGAAUGGUGUCCUUAAGGGUAGCAAAUAUGACAUCAAUCUUGCAACUACAGAGACUUCAGCAACCAUGAAGACAGGCCUCUGGAAAAGUGAAACUACUGUGUAGUUUGUACAUAGGCAUUAAUGGCAGGUGCCUUAAAUGUCAUAUACAGAAGUGACUCCACAGUACACCUCAACAUAUGCUAGGAAAAGAGGCUCUCCCCAGCCACAGCUUGGGCUUAAACAUUGGUUGGUGGAGAUGACUUGGUUCCUCAUAACAGGGAAGAUGUGCCAAGGUGUAUUUGGUUGUAUAAGGGAAAAGAGCACACAGAUGUACACCAAUUUUCAGUUAUUGGUUUGAUGUCUGUGACUUUUGCUUGAAUGAAUGUUAUCAAUAUUUCAGAUAAUUAAUGUAAACACAUGAAGGAUCUCAUUUAGUAGAUUCGUUACAGCUCUGACUUCAGUCCAGCUGAGAACACGUGUUUUUUUUAGCUUGGAAAGUACUUCAGUCUCAAUUUGCAUCAUGCAAACCUCCAGAAUUAUUACACAUAUAUAUUUCAAUGGUCUAUGCAACAAUACUGGUGACCACAUUCCCAUUUGGAGUCUAGUUACUAUCAUGCAUUCACCCUUUUCUUGUUAUGGCAUGAUUAAAAAGUCCUCGGUCUCGUCAUGAACACAAGUGCCUUGUGAUAAACUAACCUGGUCUUCUUUUUGAGCACUAGUAACAGAAUCCCUUCUUCAAAAAAAUCUCAAAGAAACUACUUGUUAUACACUGCUACUUGUCAAAACCCUAACUUUUUUUUUUAAUGUCCUCAAAUUGCUUUGGGUCCAAUGUCCGUGGAGCUCUUUAAUUAGCUCUAUGAGUAAUGUUCCAGGGAUGUGUAUUUUUCUUCAUCAAUGAAUUCCACAUCUAGAUGAAUAAACCUAGUGCCUAAAUCUAGUUGUGUAUAAAGACAAAUGACUGACUAGGGAACAAAUAUGCAAAUGUGUGCACCUUGGUACUAUCCACACAGACAAUGUUUAUGUUUAUCACAGGCAGAGAUUCUUGUUCUUAAAUCACCUCUGCAUGGUCUAUGCGUAUUUUGUUAUAAAAGAGUAAAAUGUUUAUUUUUCAAA